Hyalella azteca is the source of this 1639-nucleotide messenger RNA. RefSeq names its product cytochrome b5-like. The record is from RefSeq and is a predicted model, not a curated record. Gene Ontology annotation, molecular function: heme binding. Lineage: Eukaryota; Metazoa; Arthropoda; Malacostraca; Amphipoda; Hyalellidae. Gene Ontology annotation, cellular component: membrane; intracellular membrane-bounded organelle. Bases 1 to 525 code for a protein of 174 amino acids. The transcript has 2 exons.
AUGAGUGAGCUCUUAGGCGAAAUCCUGAAAAUAGAAUAUUGUCCUCAACCACCGAGACAAACUCGACAAAAUGGCGGCUCCGCUUCGGAGGGGCGUGAGCCCCCACAGUCCCCACAUCUCCCUCAGUCUCCACAGCUCCCUCAGUCCCCACAGCUCCCUCAGUCCCCACAACUCCCUCAGUCCCUACAGUCCCACCAGUCCCCAGAGUCCCAACAGUCUCCACAGCUCCCUCAGUCCCCAAGUCUCUCUAAUAUAACCAAUAACAACGAACCUGAUACCGAAUACCUGAAGGAACAUGUUCUGAAACACAGCACCAAAGAUGAUUGCUGGAUAAUAAUCCACGAUCAGGUGUACGACGUGACGAACUUCCUCGCUGAACACGUGGGCGGUGAAGACGUUAUUCUGGAGUGCGGUGGCCAGGACGCCACCGAAGAAUUCGGCCAAAAAGGCCACUCGCCUGAAGCCGUCCAAAUGCUUCAACCUUACAGAAUCGGCGUACUACGAAGUGAGAAACGCCAGAGUUAAUUUUUAUUUAAAAUGAAUUACUGAUUCCGAUCAUUCAUGAGCUAUUAAAAGUAAUUUCUUUAUUACGUUUAAAACUUUUGCCUCAUAUUUAGUAAUGGUUGUUGCGAGUUAUUAUUAAGGCUAAUUUCUAUGUUAUGUUCUAAACUUUUGCCUCAUAUUUACUCAUGGUUGUUUCGAGUUAUUAUUAAGACUAAUUUCUUUGUUAUGUUCUAAACUUUUGCCUCAUAUUUAGUCAUGGUUGUUUCGAGUUAUUGUUGAAACUAAUUUCUUUGUUAUGUAUAAAACUUUUUCACUAUGUUUAGACAUAAUUAGUGCGAGAAGAAAGCAUGGCGAAGCAAUAGCAAAAUUCUUGAGCGGCAAAAUUCCUCAUGGUUUGUAUUCAGCGAACCAAAGUUUUUAGACGAUGAUAGAAUUACAUCGCAAGGUGCCACUUAUGCAUUUCAUUUCCCUCGAAAAGCCGUUCCAGUUUGAAAAGUUUUCCUCAUCCGGAUAUUAUCGGCAAUUUUUUUGUACUUAAAUGGUUCACUAACUUUAGGCAAAUAAGAAAAAAUUGUGGUUUAAUUUUGUAAGCAAAUGUUUAAAAAGGGUAUCCAUGCUUUCAAUUAUAUUUUUUACAAGAAUUUUUUGGACAUCCAUUGCUUCUUGCAGUUUUUAUACAUAGAGAAACAUGAGUAGAAAUCUCAGUUAAAAUUACGCGACCUUUACCUGCUGAUCGAAUGUUUCACUUUCCCUGAGUGACUAGUCUAUACGAAUAUAUGAUUAAAAUAAUAAUUAAUAAUUACCUUAUGCAUCUGUCUCUCGUAUAUUAUCUGUUUUUGGUUCAAAUAAUUUACCAAGGCAACCUAUUAUGUUCGUUCUAUUUUUCCUUAGUUUUAUCUAAAAAUCCUUUUUUUUAGCGUCGGCCUUUGAAAUAAAUGUUAAAUGUGCCAUUUUCAAGAUGAAGGAACUGGUAAAUUAAUUGUAUUUAAAUGUGUUUAGCGGUAAGAGAUAAACACAAUCAAAUAAUGUAUGAUUUAAUUGGAUAAUGUAAAGCCGUCAAAUUCAACACGUACAUGUAUAACUGGAAUGAACACUGACCAAAGAAAAUUUGAACACGGCUACCACUUUUUAAUUU